CACAUGACAUUUCAAGAAUUGAAAAUAUUAGUACAUUAUAUUGUCAUCAUCGUUUAAACCGAAACUUUGUUUAGAUUUUAUAAUUUACUUAGCACAGUUAUUUCUAAAAAGAAAAUAUGGUAGACGAUUUAAGAAAACACCUCAAUCAUUUGCUUGAGAAAGUAAACGGAUUACAUUGUAUUUUAAUAACCGAUCGAGAUGGAGUUCCCGUAGUGAGAUCUGUGACUGAAAAAGCACCGCAACUGGCUCUUAGGCCUAACUUUAUAUCAACUUUUGGAAUGGCAACUGAUCAAGCAAGUAAGCUGGGUCUUGGGAGAAAUAAAACGAUUAUAUCAAUGUACUCGAGUUAUCAAGUGAUUCAAAUGAAUAAGCUUCCACUUGUAAUAACAUUCAUUGGUAGUGAUAACUGCAAUACAGGGCAUAUUUUAUCUCUGGAAAGUCAAAUAGAACCUUUCCUUAAGGAUCUAGAAGGUAUCGUUGCAGAUGCCCCCUGAGUUAUUAUACUACAAUACACAUAUUGUACUAUCCUUCAUAAAUAUAUCCGACUCGUAAUAAUUACCAUCAGCAGCAGAUAGGUGUUUUGUUUUUUAAUUUAGUGUUAUUUAAGUUUAUAAUUCAGAGGUGCCUUUUUUCAUAGUUUAAUUGGUUUAUUUUGCAUUUUUUUUUUUAAUAAUUUGUUUGUAUCCAUAAAUUUUAAGCCUAGUAUUUGUUUGAAAAUUCACUAUUACUAAAAUUUACUAGUAUAUCAGUUUAUCUUUUUAAUCUUGGUUUAUUAUUGGCCGGACAAACCUAUUAAUGCUGUCCAGAUAAACCUUGAGCGGUCAAGUUUCUUGACUGUAAAUUAUUUUUCUAAUAUAUUUCACAUCACGGUUGAUAAUAUGUUACAUUAGUAUGUUCAAUAUUUCUUUGAUAUUUUGUAACACUCUAAUUAUUUUUUUUUGUUAUUACUGAACUAACAAUUUUCUUUUCAAUAAUAAAUCCUUCAAAUAGUGAACAAAAUAUAACACCUCUUUUUUAAGAUUAUGAGUAAGCAUGUAUUUUGAAACAAAUAUUACAAGGAAUAACAGCACAUACAUUAAGAAAAGGAAAAUUUAUUUCUUUGUUCUUCUAAUGCUCUCAACAGUAACAUCAGUUUUCCGAUAUUGUAAUAUUGAGAAAUGUUUGGCUUUUAUUAAAAUAUGUAAAUAUAUAAUUGUAUAUAAAAAAUAAAGUUAUUCUUUUUAUCAUUA
Danaus plexippus (monarch butterfly) is the source of this 1229-nucleotide messenger RNA. It is a transcript of the gene Lamtor3, whose product is annotated as ragulator complex protein LAMTOR3 homolog. Bases 117 to 494 code for a protein of 125 amino acids. The transcript is spliced from 3 exons. Gene Ontology annotation, biological process: positive regulation of TOR signaling; cellular response to amino acid stimulus. Lineage: Eukaryota; Metazoa; Arthropoda; Insecta; Lepidoptera; Nymphalidae. The record is from RefSeq and is a predicted model, not a curated record. Gene Ontology annotation, cellular component: Ragulator complex.